Molecule: messenger RNA, 1777 nt
Organism: Arachis ipaensis
Lineage: Eukaryota; Viridiplantae; Streptophyta; Magnoliopsida; Fabales; Fabaceae
Source: RefSeq, a predicted model, not a curated record
AUGUAAGGCAACAUAGGCACACUAGAACCCUGAACCCUUGGCUGAGUCUGAGUCUCGGUGACAAUGUUUGCGGUGGCAGCGGAGUCCACAAUGGUCCUCCUCCGCGUCAGAGUAUUGAGUACACGUCACUUCUCCAUCACGAGGCUGUUGCCGGACAACAACAACAAAUGGCAUACACUUCCUCCCUUCUCUCCCACUCCUACUUCUCUCUCCGCCUCCGCCUCCACUACUGCCCUCAAAUGGGUUCUCCGCUGCUGUCCCCACCUUCCCAAACCCCUCGUCCACAAGCUUUUCCGUCUCAGGCAGGUUCGAAGAUCCUCCUCUCCUACCAUAAUCAAACGGGUGGCAGCUAAGGAUACGUUGAACUCAGGAGAUACCAUCUUUCUUCCUCUCUCUGUUAAACACAUUCCCACGGAGAAGAAACGUCACUCUGAUCUCACCCCUCAGCAAAUUCAAUUUGUCCGCAGUCUUGUCCUUUAUAAGGGUGGCACCAACAUCAAGAGGAGUUUAGACGUCUUAGCUGCAGCAUGUUUAAAUUUCGAGUACCCGGACUCCCCUCGCCUGGUACAUAGACUAGACCGAGACUGUUCUGGCAUUCUGGUGAUGGGAAGGACACAGACCAGUGCUACCAUUUUGCAUUCCAUCUUCAGGGAGAAAACUUCAACAGCAUCAGAUGAUAUUGAUGCAGAAAAUAGAAUCCUACAAAGAAGGUAUAUUGCGCUGGUCAUUGGGUGUCCAAGACGUCCAAGGGGGUUGAUUACUGCUUCACUCGGUAAGGUUGUGGUUGACAAUGGAAAAUCUGAUCGUAUAACCAUAGUUGACAAUUCAACAUUAUUGUCUUCACAGCAUGCAAUUACAGAGUAUCAUGUGAUUGGAUCAUCAUCGCAUGGUUACACUUGGCUUGAGCUGUACCCUUUAACUGGUAGAAAGCACCAGCUUCGAGUCCAUUGUGCCGAGGUGUUAGGCACACCGAUAGUUGGGGACUACAAGUACGGAUGGCAAGCUCACAGGAAGUUUGGACCUGAUAAUUUGUCUGACGUGGACUCAAGUGAGGAGCUAUGCAAGGAAGAAAUGCUACCCUUUGGCCUCACUAUGAACAAAGGAAGCAUUUCCGAAAGGUGUCCUCGUUUACAUCUUCAUUGCAAGCAAAUAGUUUUGCCCAAUAUAUAUCGAGCACUGCAAGAUGUGCAAUCACCUCACUACGAUCUAAACCAAGUGGGGAAUCUUGCGUUGACAGCACCUUUGCCGCCAUACAUGCAAAGGAGUUGGGAUAUCACGAAUUCUUGAGUUAUGAUUAGUUGAGAUGUUAAGCAGCUUUUGCAAUUCACUUUAUCUCAUCAAGAUAAAUGUCUUCUUCGAUUCAAGACAUAACUCGGGAGUUUUGCAACUGCAGUAGCUCGUGCAAUUUUCCAGAACUUGACUGGCAUUGCAUUUUGCAUAGUAAGCGUUGAAGAAAUAACUGUGUGCUGAUUUUGGACCAUAGCUCAGGAAAUUGCACUCUCUGAUUACGAGUUAGAGAUCAACGGAGCCAGCAAGACAUAGGUAUUAAUACAGUGACAUAUUCUAGAAACAUAAUAGCCAAUUCAUGAACAGAAAUGGUGGUGCAUUUACAUUAUUUAUUUUUACUGACAGCCAUUAGUGAUUGCUGUAGUCCAUGUUUUUAUGGCUGAUAUAUGACUCUCUCUCUCUCUCUCUCUCCCUCUCCCUUCCCCUCCCCCUCCAGGCAGCCAAAUUCUUUUAAACCCAGUCCAACCAAGUCCUCUUACCUUUGCGCUUC